Messenger RNA from Telopea speciosissima, 804 nucleotides. RefSeq lists its product as uncharacterized. The record is from RefSeq and is a predicted model, not a curated record. Lineage: Eukaryota; Viridiplantae; Streptophyta; Magnoliopsida; Proteales; Proteaceae. Bases 37 to 702 code for a protein of 221 amino acids. The transcript has 2 exons.
AUUGUUGAAGGCUGAAGCUUUAAAUCUGAUUCACAGAUGCGACCACCUUCACUCCACAGUGGUUUCUUCUCCUCUCUUAAACAGGUUGAGAAGAGAUUGAAAUCAGAAGAUUCAUCGCACUUAACCAAUCACUGUUCUUCAUCAUCAACAGAUCAUCUGGGUUCCCCCAUUUUUCUCAACUGCGAUCAUACCAACAACAGCUCGAAUCUCCAAGACAGCGAUCCUCCUCAAGAUUUCCUCUCGCAUUCCCUUGAUUUCCCUCCGACCCAGAAGGAGCCAUCACAACUGGACAUUAAACAACAAAAUCAGACUGUCGAUGAGGUCGAAGACAACAAGGACGAUAUUGAGCGGUUAAUCGAACUUCUGGAUUUGUCGGAGUUAAGAUUGGAAGAAGACGAUGGAAAAGAAGGAGAGAAGAGAUUGGUUAAUGGAACUUCUGGGUCAUGCUUUUGUCAUGGUGGGUUUUAUUCAAAGAUUGCUGGGGUGAAGGGACCCAAAUGUGAGAAAGAAAUGGAGAGAUUGGACGGAUGGAUUAAGUACUUGUUAAAUGAUGGUGGUGGGGACGACAGGAGCGAACCAUUGAGUUUAGUUUACUUGCUUCUGGGCAGAGCUGCUUGUGCCUCGCAGGAUGCUGAUGGUCUUGAAGGGCUUGAAUUCCCUUCGACUAUAGAAGAGUUUCUGCAGAAUGAUCCCCCCAAGUAGAGCGAGAGAGAUUCUCCAGAGUGAUAGGUAAUUUUUAUGAAAAUCUUUGACUCUCAGCUAUUCUUCAGAGUGCAUUAUUACUGCCAAAUAUUUGAGUUUGCU